UUGAAAUAAGUCUCAAGUCGGAGGGCAGAACUCUUUCAUGUUGUUGUCUCAGUGCAACUAAAGUUGAAAAGAAAAUGGGACAGAAAAAUCUCUGGACGAACUUGGUCCUGUGUUGUUUAUUCAGGACGGUGCACCUAUAUAAUUUGGAUUUGGAAAAUCCUGUCCUGGUUAAAGGACCUAAAGGAACAUUGUUUGGUUAUUCUGUACUAUUACACAGUUAUAAAGGCGAAAAGUGGUUUAUUGUUGGUGCUCCAAAAGCAAAUUCAUCUCGUGAUGGUGGAAUAGUAAGUCCUGGAAUUAUUUACAAGUGCCGAAUUGACCAAAAUCCUGAAGGGAUUUGUGAAGAACUACAUUUAGGUAUUCCCAAGGGAAAAAAAUGUGGGCAAGAUUGUACAGAAGAGAAAGAUGACCAAUGGCUUGGUGUUAGUUUGUCGAGACAGCCAAAGAAAGAUGGUUACAUUUUGGCCUGUGCACAUCGGUGGAAAAAUAUACACUACAUAAAUUCUGACAAACGACCUCUUGGCUUGUGUUUUAAAAUUCCAACUGAUUUGCAGCCUUCUCAAGAUUUACCACUGAUACCAUGCUUUAGAGAAAAUCAAUGGAUGUAUGGUCAUGGUGCGAAUGGAUUAUGUCAGGCUGGAAUUGCCAGUUUUCUGACUGAGGAUUUAAUUGUAAUGGGAGCACCUGGAUCUCAUUACUGGACUGGAACUGUUGCUGUCAAGAAUGUAAAGACUGAUUCUUUGCUUUUUUAUGAGGAUGAUGAAAAUAAAGUUAAAUAUGGAAGCUACCUAGGUUAUGCUGUUAGUGCAGGACACUUUACUCACCCAAACAGCACAGAAAUAGUGGGAGGGGCGCCUCAACAGGAAUUGACUGGUCAGGUUUAUAUUUUUGAACAGCGUGAACAGGCUUUGGAAAUAAUUUUCACAGCAAAGGGUAAAAUGCUUGGUUCAUACUUUGGAUCAUCAGUUUGUGCAGUGGACCUCAAUUCAGAUGGCCUCUCAGACCUGUUGGUGGGAGCGCCCAUGUACAGCACAGUCAGAGAAGAAGGAAGGGUGUAUGUUUAUUUGAAUACAGGAUUGGGAGUGAUGAAGGAGCUUGCAAUGGAGUUAAUUGGAAGAAAUUCUUACGCGGCAAGGUUUGGGGAUGUAAUCAUUGACCUUGGAGACAUUGAUGAUGAUGGACAUGCAGAUGUAGCAAUUGGAGCCCCCCAAGAAGAGGAUCAACAGGGGGCUAUUUAUAUCUACAAUGGCAAAGAGAAAGGGAUAUCGUCCACCUUUUCUCAACGAAUCCAUGGACAACGGAUUAGUAAUACCUUGCAUGCAUUUGGCCAGUCCAUAGCUGGAGGUGUAGAUGUGGAUGAUAAUGGUUAUUCAGAUGUAGCAAUUGGUGCCUUUAUGUCCGACAAUGUUGUGUUGCUCAGGUUCAAGUUUAUCAAGGAAGCAGUUACACUGCAAUGCAUCAGCUUCAGGACGAUAUGCAGACCACCUCAAAUGAGCAGGCCUGUUGUGAUUGUUGAAGCCUUCCUGUGGCUGCCUCCUUCAAUCAACCGUACGAAAAUGGAAUGUUUGAAGAACAGGCAGCCUGUUGUGUGUAUCAACGUUACUGUCUGCUUUGGUUACAAAGGAAAGAAGAUUCCUGGUCACAUAGCAUUGUUCUACAACAUAAGCACUGAUGUCAACAGAAGGGAUGGUUUUCCUUCCAGAUUCAAUUUAAUUUCUGAUGGCAACUUGAAUAGUAGUUCAGGACAGAUUGCACUCUAUCACAAUAUUAUUAAGUGUAACACUCAUCAAGCAUUCAUGAAGGGGGAAGUCAGAGAUGUUAUAACACCAGUCUACUUUGAAGCAUCCUAUUCCCUGGGGAAGCACAUUGUAAUAAAUGAAUCCACAGAUGCUUUCGCUCCACUCCAACCUAUUUUACAAAGAAAAGAAAACCAAGUGAAUGGAGUCAAAAACAAGACGUAUUUUGAACGAUUAUGUGCGUUUGAAGAUUGUGCUGCUAACCUCCAGAUUUCUGGAAAGCUGGCGCUAACAGGGUCCCAUGUAAACAAAUCUUAUCUGGCAGUUCAGGAGGUGAAGAGGAUCAUUCUGAAUGUAUCUCUAUUCAAUGCAGGGGAUGAUGCAUACUCAACUACUCUUACUGUUAAAUUCCCUAAGGACUUAUAUUUCAUCAAAAUGGUCGAAGUGUUGGAGAAGCAUGUAACGUGUAAUAUGAUCAAUGAUGAAAAUUCAACAAGAAUGGAAUGCACCAUUGGACAUUUGUAUAUGGAUUCUUUAUCAAAGGUGGGAUUAAGUUUUUUUUUAGAUACCAGCAAACUUACCAGAGCAGAGGAAGACAUUAUCAUCACUGUUAACGUGACUUGUGAAAAUGAACAGAGUCUGGAUUUGCUUGAAGAUAACUUUGUUACUCUUCACUUGCCCUUAAAAUAUGAGGUUAAUGUUGCAGUCCAGGGGUCGGUAUUUCCUGCUUCAUUUCUGUAUGAGGGAGCCACGGAUGAUGACACAGCGAUGUUUACUUUCUAUGAUUCACCUUGCACAUAUCAGAAUAUUAAUUAUUCAUUCCAAGUCACCAACAUGGGGAACAGCAUAGCCCCUGGCCUUGAACUGCAAAUUACACAGCCCAAUGCACUGAAAACAAAUGGCCUCAAAUUGUUUGAAAUUCUUCAUGUAAAGACCAGUCAUGGAGAAUGUCGAUUUGACAGCUAUCCAGAAAACUGUAAUGAAAUGCAGAAUGUAACAAUUUUUCAACAAACAUUUAACUUUUUCAAUAAGUUUGGAAGAAAAGUAUUGUCCUGUUUCAGACUUGGAAUUCCCGGUUUAAACAUCAGAUGCUGGUUAGGAGACAUUGAAGGUGGAAGAGUUGUAUCCAUCCAUGUUGCUAUGAAACUCAAUUAUGCAUUUCUGGCAUCAGAUAGCGCUUCUUCGACUUAUUUUGUUACAGAAGCUGUGGCAUCAUUUGGGCAGAAUCCAAAUGUUAUUGAAAAUGAACGAGGUACAAGCAUAACUGUUAUCAUGGAAGCAGUUUAUAAUUUUAUACCAAAAGCUAAAGUAGCAAAGUUAAUUAUUGCAAUGAGUUUGAUCUUGGGGAUUUUCAUAUUGACUAUAAGUAUAUUCUUACUUUGCAAGUGUGGAUUCUUCAAAAGAAAAUUGAAAGCCCAAAUUUAUGACGAAAAGGAAAAAUAUAUUCGGCGAGGAGGAUGGAAGUCAAUAAAUCAAGAGGAAAAUGAUGGUUUUUAAAUAGAUGAAAACACUUUCUCACAAUUCAAAACUAAGAUUUGACAUUUACAAGAAAAAUAUAUGAAAUGCAGAUCAAACAGCAUUGGGAUUAUACAAAGAUUGGAAAAUAUAAACUUGCGUACAUUUGAGUAAAAACAUCUGAAAACUAUACAGUAGAUGAUUCUGCAGGAAUUCACCAAGAUUUAUUCUACAUUUGUAGAGUCUAAAUAUGCACGACAUUCUGCGCGCAAGUGUUUAAGUUGUCUCUAUUUGAACAUAUUAAUACAGGUAAUAUGCAAUGUAACUAUUUUAAUCGAACCUUGAGUUUAAAGCAAACAAUCCAAGUUUAUCGAGAAGUGCAUUCUCCCAACUAAACUCCAAUAAAGGAAUGUCAAAUUUUCCACCUAAACAGACUCGAAACAUUAACUGUGUUCCUCUCCGCAGAUGCUGUCAGACUUGCUGAGAUUUUCCCAGGUAUUUUUGUUUUUGUUCUGGAUUUCCAGCAUCUGCAGUUUUUUGCUUUUAUCUUAAUCUUGUAAAUGUUCUCUGAGGGAAUUGUCUGAUGUUUUAGUACGUGGUCUGUCAACUACGUUAUCCAAAAUUAAUAUGUAAGGUGUCAGCUGACCAGUUUUAAAUUGAUGAAUAAACUGAGAGAUGACAUUCUUGAAGAGGAUUUUUCUCAUAUACAGCACAAACUGAGAUUAUUUGUCACAUGAUGCUUAUGCAGUUCCUCCCAUUCUCAUCUUUUACCUAUGCCUUGCAAAUUUUCCUUUCCAAGUACAUAUCCAAUUUUAUUUUGAAAGUUACUAUUGACUGCUUCUACUGCACUUUCGGGAAGCCCAUGUCAUUAUUAUUCACUGCACUUUCAAAAAAUAUCAUUCGCCCGCUUCUUUUGCAUAUUAUCGUAAACCUGUGUCCUAUGGUUACUGACGCUCCUGCCAGUUGCUUCUAAUUUAUUCUAUCCAAACAUCUAUUCCAAUAGUAAACGGUGAGGAAUACAGUGAAAUACUUCAAGAAGAUAUUGGCAGUCUUGUGGAAUGGACAGAUAAAUGGUGGUUGACAUGCAAUACAGUAAAGUGUGAAAUGAUUAUUUUGGCGGGGAGAAAAAGGAACAAUAGAAUGCUACAUGGUCCAACUUUAAAGGGGCAGGGAGGGGUGUUUGUACACAAAUCUUUGAAGGGUUGCCUGAGUUGGGAGUGCGCUCAUUCACGCAUAUGCGUAAAAGAGCGCAGAAAUCUCCCAUGGAGCUGCCUCAGGGAGGUUAAUUUGAGUGUGAAAAAUUGGAAAAAAAGAUUUAAAAAAAAUAUUCGGACAUGUCCCCUCAUGUGAAACUGUCAUAUGAGCUGGGACAUGUACAUUAAUUUCAAUUAAAAAAAAAUUCAAAAUUUAAAAUCAUUCGUGAAACCUCAUCCUGCCCCUGCUCGCUGAGCUGAAGAUUCAGCCCUAUGUGUUCUCUUGUUUUUGCAUCAGUAUGUACUGUGACUCCUAACUGAUUAGGAGCAAUGCUGUAAAUUAGAACUGCUUUUAUACUGCUAUUACUUGUACUUGUAUGUAAAUAUUGCAGCAAUCAUAAUUCUUUUAUAAAAUGAUGGUCGUUACUCUGACCACAUGGUUUUGAUACCACUGUUUACUAAUUAAAGCAGUUCAUUUUAAUUUAGUGAAUCUACUUUUCACUUCUAAUUUAUCCCACCGUAAAACUAAAGUAAAAUACAUCAUUUUUUGGAUUUAUUCUCAAGUACAAUUAAAACUAAUAAACAGUUUUAAUAUCCAUACAGUUUAAUUCAAAAUACUCAUAUUUAAGGAUUAAAUAUGUGUUGGGAUGUUGUAACAAAUAUCCGUUCAAUAUUAUUUUAUUGGUAAGGGACAACUACAUCUUAUUGUACUAAAUAUAUGCAUUUCUGUAAAAACAAAUGCUAUUACUUGUACUUGUAUGUAAAUAUUGUUGCAAUCAUAAUUCUUUUAUAAAAUAAUGGUCGUUACUCUGACCACAUGUUUUUGA
Carcharodon carcharias (great white shark) is the source of this 5211-nucleotide messenger RNA. RefSeq names its product integrin alpha 4 (gene itga4). Lineage: Eukaryota; Metazoa; Chordata; Chondrichthyes; Lamniformes; Lamnidae. The record is from RefSeq and is a predicted model, not a curated record. The transcript is spliced from 29 exons. Bases 75 to 3233 code for a protein of 1052 amino acids. Gene Ontology annotation, molecular function: integrin binding. Gene Ontology annotation, biological process: cell adhesion mediated by integrin; integrin-mediated signaling pathway; cell-matrix adhesion. Gene Ontology annotation, cellular component: integrin complex; external side of plasma membrane.